This is a messenger RNA of Eptesicus fuscus (big brown bat), 1671 nucleotides long. It is a transcript of the gene MESP2, whose product is annotated as mesoderm posterior bHLH transcription factor 2. Gene Ontology annotation, cellular component: nucleus. Gene Ontology annotation, molecular function: protein dimerization activity; RNA polymerase II cis-regulatory region sequence-specific DNA binding; DNA-binding transcription factor activity, RNA polymerase II-specific. The record is from RefSeq and is a predicted model, not a curated record. Gene Ontology annotation, biological process: heart morphogenesis; mesoderm formation; somite rostral/caudal axis specification. The transcript is spliced from 2 exons. Bases 1 to 1113 code for a protein of 370 amino acids. NCBI's taxonomy places the organism in Eukaryota, Metazoa, Chordata, Mammalia, Chiroptera, Vespertilionidae.
AUGGCCCAGUCCCCGCCUCUGCAGACCCUCGACCCCUGGAUCUUACCCCAGGGCUGGGGUUGGGCCGGGCACCCGGACUCCACGUCCCCUGCCUCUUCCUCCUCGGACUCGUCGGGCUCGUGCCCCUGCGACGGCGCCCGCGGCCCCUCGCAGCCCGCGCCCCCCGCCCGCGGCGCGCGAACCCCGCAGGCCGCCCCGACGGCGCCCGGACGCGCGCGCCCCGCCCCGGCCGGCGGGCAGCGGCAGAGCGCCAGCGAGCGCGAGAAGCUGCGCAUGCGCACGCUCGCCCGCGCGCUGCACGAGCUGCGCCGCUUCCUGCCGCCGUCCGUGGCGCCCGCCGGCCAGAGCCUCACCAAGAUCGAGACGCUGCGCCUGGCCAUCCGCUACAUCGGCCACCUGUCGGCCGUGCUGGGCCUCAGCGAGGACAGCCUGCGGCGCCGGCGCCCGCGGCGCAGCGACGACGAGACGCCCCCUCGGGGCUGCCCGCUCUGCCCCGACGGCGGCCCCGCGCAGGCGCAGACGCCGACGCCAGCGCGCGGCCAGAUCCUGGGCUCCGCCGCCCCCGCUGCGGGGUCUUGGGGGUCCCCGCCUGCCUGUCUAGGAGUCCCAGCAGCGCCCGAAUGCUUGGGGAGCAGGACCCCCGACGUGGGUCCUUGGGUCUCACCCCCUUACUGCUCCGGGACGCGGUCGCUUCCGCAAGUGUCCCAGCGUAGGGCCCCCGAUGCGGCCCUUUGGACGCCGCCCGAAGGCGGUUCCGGAACGCAGACACCCGGAGAGCCCGGGACCCCGGCCGUGCCCUGGGCGCCGCCCUCCGCCGCCCCGGAGCCCGCUGCAGUGUACCAGGGUAUCUGUGUGUCUCCGGAGUCCUAUCUGUUGCCAGAAACCCCACCCCUCCUGCCGGGCCCAGCAUGCCAGAGACUGCAGCCUCAGACCCAAUGGGGAUACUGGAGCCACAGUGCAGAGGUGCUCCCCAGCUCGGAGCACCAGGGACCAGGCCCCACCUUCCAUUUCAGCGAUGACAGCCCUCUCCAGAGCUCAGGCCUGCAGCUCAGUGGCUGCCCUGAACUUUGGCAAGAAGACUUGGAGGGGGCCCACCUGAGCAUCUUCUAUUAAUGGCCUUGCCUGUCCCCUUUUCAGCUAGGAAUGAAGCCUGUAAGUGUGGGCGCCCUCAUGGGCGAGGCCAGUGGUUUUCAAACUUUCCUUUAGCCUUUUCCAAGUGAUGCCUUUCACGGAAGCAGUGUUUGGUGGCCUCCCUGGCUGGCGUGGGGGCUGGGGCAGUGCCCUCUGCUCCUAGGCACCCCCCAAAAUGAUCAGUGCCCUGAAGAGCACAGCCUGAGCUGCAGAAACACGGGGGCUGCGUGACCACCAAGUUGGCAGGGCUGGGACUGAUGGGAUGGAUUGGGGGAGUGGGGUGGGCUGAGGGCAGACCCCUAUAUACCGUGUGUUUAAAAAAACACAACACAGCCCUAGCCGGUGUGGCUCAGCGCAUAGAGUGUCGGCCUGUGGACCAAAGGGUCCUGGGUUCGAUUCCAGUCCAGGGCACGUAUCUCAGUUUCAGGCUCCUCUCUGGCCCUAGUCAGUGCGCAUGCAGGAGGCAGCCAAUCUGUAUCGUUCUCUCCCAUCAACAUUUCUGUCUUUCUCUCUCUCAAAAAAUGUCAAUGGAAAAACUAU